AUGGAGGGUAGCUGGGUUCGAGCUUUAAUGGUGGUCGGGUUCUUCUUCCCAUUGUUAGUUCAAGGUCGAAUUCGACACUACAAGUUUAAUGUGGUUACAAAGAACGCAAACCGUUUAUGCUCAAGCAAGCCGAUCGUGACAGUUAAUGGACGUUUCCCUGGACCUACUCUUUAUGCUCGAGAGGGUGAUAAUGUGCUUGUAAAAGUUGUCAACCUUGUCAAAUAUAACGUCUCCAUCCACUGGCAUGGAAUUCGACAACUACGUACAGGAUGGGCCGAUGGCCCAGCAUAUAUAACACAAUGCCCGAUCCAGCCCGGGCAGAACUUCGUGUAUAACUUCACCAUUACCGGGCAACGAGGCACACUUCUUUGGCAUGCUCAUAUUCUCUGGCUAAGAGCUACUGUCCAUGGUGCCAUUGUCAUCUUACCUAAACUUGGUGUUCCUUAUCCAUUUCCCAAACCCCAUAUGGAACAAGUCGUGAUUUUAGGUGAAUGGUGGAAAUCAGAUACCGAAGCAGUGAUCAACCAAGCGUUGAAGUCUGGCUUGGCGCCAAACAUCUCAGAUGCCCAUACCAUCAAUGGUCAUCCAGGACGAAUCCAUGGUUGUCAGACACAAGGAGGGUUUCAUUUGAGUGUUGAAAAAGGAAAAUCUUACAUGCUACGUAUAAUCAACGCUGCACUCAACGAAGAACUGUUCUUUAAGAUCGCCGGCCACCAGCUUACGGUGGUAGAAGUGGACGCCGUCUAUGUCAAACCAUUCAAAACCAGUACAAUAGUCAUCGCACCAGGUCAAACCACCAACGUCAUAAUCACCGCCGACAAGAACUCCGGUAAAUACUCAAUGAUUGCUUCCCCAUUCAUGGACUCCCCUAUUGCCGUUGACAACAAGACUGCCACCGCCAUCAUCCAUUACACCGGCACCCUUUCCUCUUCCCCUACCACCCUAGCCACCCCACCAGCGCAAAACGCCACCGCAGUAGCAAACAGCUUUAUAGAUUCCCUCCGUAGUUUGAAUUCCAAAAAGUAUCCAGCCAAAGUGCCAUUGAAAAUCGAUCACUCCUUGUAUUUCACAGUCGGUCUUGGCAUCAACCCAUGUCCGACAUGCAAAGCAGGUAAUGGAAGUCGAGUUGUGGCGGGUGUAAACAAUGUUACAUUCGUUAUGCCAACUACAGCUCUUCUUCAAGCACAUUACUUCAAAACGAAAGGAGUCUUCACUACCGAUUUUCCAUCUAACCCACCUACCGUUUUCAAUUAUACCGGAAGUACCCCGCCGGCGAACAUGGCUACAAGUAAUGGGACUAAGCUUUAUCGGGUAAAGUACAACUCUACUAUUCAAUUAGUGCUACAAGACACGAGUAUUAUUGCUGCGGAGAAUCACCCGAUUCAUCUUCAUGGGUUCAACUUCUUUGCUGUGGGUAAGGGAAUCGGGAAUUAUAACUCGAAGAAAGACCAGAAAAAGUUUAACCUUGUUGACCCUGUUGAGAGGAAUACGAUUGGUGUGCCUUCUGGUGGUUGGGUUGCUAUUCGAUUUCGAGCAGAUAAUCCAGGUGUUUGGUUCUUGCAUUGUCAUUUGGAAGUGCAUACAACUUGGGGUUUAAAAAUGGCGUUUCUGGUGGAGAAUGGGAAGGGGCCAAAUCAGUCGCUUUUGCCACCUCCAAAGGAUCUACCAAAAUGUUAG
Lactuca virosa is the source of this 1677-nucleotide messenger RNA. The record is from the annotation of a GenBank genome assembly. NCBI's taxonomy places the organism in Eukaryota, Viridiplantae, Streptophyta, Magnoliopsida, Asterales, Asteraceae.